AUGAAUCUUGCAUUGACUCUGUUCGUAUGUGUCCUUCAAGGGAUAUGUGGACAGGAGACUACAACAGAUCCAGUGACGACUGGAGGGGAAAAUAUAACAAGUCUGGGUGUCCAACCCUCAAUAAAGCUUGGAUAUGCUCUGCUGCUCAUCCUCGGCUUUGGCGUGUUCUCUGUGGUUGUUGCUAUCGCUUUCAAUCUUGUAAGAAAGAAAGUGUACCACGACUCUGAUAAUGUUGACACUGCGUUUGAUGCUGGUGGAAAUGUAUCAAUUGGUCUCACUGCUACCACAAUUGUUUCCCAAUGGACUUGGUCGGCUACUUUGUUGCAGUCUUCAACGGUAGCAAGCAAGUAUGGUAUAAGCGGGCCUUUCUGGUACGGGGCAGGGGCAACGAUACAGAUCUUAAUGUUUGCAACGUUGUCAAUCCAACUAAAGACAAAGGCCCCUGGUGCAAAAACGUUUUUACAGGUGAUCAGGGCAAGGUUUGGUAAGAGUGCACAUAUUGUGUUCUGUGUGUUUGCCUGCGUCACCAACCUUGUUGUGAUGGUCUCUUUAUUACUAGCUGGGACAUCGGUGAUGACCAGCCUUGUCGAGGGCCUCUCCUUAGAGCUAGCCUGUCUGAUAAUGGCGGCAGUCAUGGGGUCCUAUACGCUAAUUGGAGGCUUGGGGGCAACGUUCUACGUGUCAUACUUCAACACUAGUCUCAUAUUCAGCAUGAUUAUAUUGUUGGUCAUAGAGGUGUACUAUAAUCCCAGUGGAAGAGCAAGUAACCCACUUGGAAGUCCUGAUGUGAUUUACCACUAUCUUAAUCAAACUAGGGGACCAGAUGGAAACGCUGAAAACAGCUACUUAACAUUUCUCUCAUCUGGUGGGGCCAUGUUCGGGGUUAUCAACAUCAUUGGGAAUUUCGGAACAGUGUUUUGUGAUCAGAGUUACUGGCAGAGCAGUGUGGCCGCUAAGCCUGUCCAGGGAGUCUGGGGUUUCAUUGCAGGGGGUUUAACGUGGUUCGCCAUUCCCUUCACAUUAGCUACGACAAUGGGACUAUCAUACCUCGCCUUGGGGACCCUGCGUGGGGCACCUCUACUAUCACCCGCUGAUGUAGAUAAAGGUCUGGUCCCACCCGUUGUGGCACAGGUUUUGUUGCAAGAGUCUGGGGAGUACGUGCUUCUUCUACUCAUCCUUAUGGCGGUCAUGUCAACUGGGUCAGCAGAGGUCAUUGCUGUCGCAUCCAUCAUCGUAUAUGACAUAUACCAGAUAUAUGGCCUUCCAUUUAGACGAAACUUUAAAGAUGGAAAUUGUAUUCUCUGUAACAAGACCUUGCGUAAAAUGGAUGCAGAACAGCAACCAUAUUACAAUGGAAAAGUUGAUACCAGCACUACAGAACUCUUCACAAUGCAAAAGGACGUAUGCGUAGAAGAUAUUGAGAAAGAUAUGUGCGUUUGCCCAUCUGCAUACGGAUGCCCAGAUUGUGCAGCCGAUCGCGCAAGACGGCAGGAAUUUAGUGAUACAAUUACUGAAGAACCAUACCACUGUCCGACUCAUGGCAAAUACAGACAAUACCAGGACAGCUUAAUGCGUAUAAAGAGUUGGAUUAUUCUAUGGUUCACAAUGUUUACAAUACCACUGAUAUUAUUUGUCGUUGGGGUUGGGCUGAAUUUGACCUGGGUGUUCCUGUUUACCGGCGUCCUUAUUGGAUGUACUGUUAUUCCGAUCGCUCUCUCUGUUAUCUGGUCUAGAGUGACGUCAGUGGCAAUGAUAGCAGGUGUUAUUUCGGGGUGUGUAUCGGGGUUAACAGCAUGGUUGAUUAUGGCAUCAACGUACGAAGGCGGUCUUGGAGAUUUCCUGAAGAACACAGGGAGAGAACUCGUCAUGUUUGUCGGCAACUGCUGUUCCAUCGGCGUCGGCGGUAUCGUCUGCAUUGUUGUUUCUCUCGUCACAGGCAAAAGCAAGUCUGAUAAAGCUUACGAAGAAUGGGAAAAGACGAGAAAUAUAGAAAACCCGUUGCACCCAUGGUCUUUGAAAUAUGCUGAAGAAUUUGGCAUUGAUACGAGUACGACUACAAUAUGGAGACCUACCCAGGAAGAAAUGGCAAAAAUAUUCAGAAAAGCUCGAUUGAUUGCAAUCAUUGUAGGAUUGGUCCUGACAGUUGGGCUAGUUAUUAUCUGGCCCUCAUCCAUGAUGAGCCUCGUUGUCCUCUCUGAAACACAGUUCAGAAUGUGGACGCAAUUCUCCCAGGUGUGGGCGUUCACCGCUGCUGUUUUCAUCGUCACUGUACCAUUCGUCCAGGAAAUAUAUGGUAUCAUAAAACAGGUGAAACAGAACAGAGAAAAUGCACAGGAAUCUUCUAAUGGUGAGGACGCUCAUACAGUAAAAAGCAACGGGGCUUAUGUGCACGAUCAGGAGCAGGCAAUCAGAAAGAGAAGUGAACAAGUGGAACAUCACACAGCAUUGUAGAUACUUAUAAUAGGUCUAGCCAAACACUCAUAUUUGGUCAUUUUGAUUGCAUGCUCGGUCACAUCUGUUCGAAAAAUCUAAUCGGAACUAUUUGGUUGCUUAUUCUAUACCCGUUUGUACAGGACACUUUCAAUGGUAAUUCCAUAAUUCGUUUGAACAAUGCAUUUGUGAAAUACUCAGCCCAUGCAGUUUGAACAGUUGUGGCUGGCACUACUCGAUAAUCUAGAACUUUUUUUAUUUCUGGAUUAAUAUCACCGCUUGUUAUUACCUAAUGUUUAGGUAUGUAUAUACACAAUAAACAACGUUAAGAAAAUUCAAAAUUAUUGACUUCAGGUAUGUUUUGCAUGUCCAAAUUUUUGUCAUGUGUCAUAUUUAAGCACGUGACCAAUCAAUUGUACAAUGCCUUAGCAACGGUUUGUCUAGCUUCGAGAAUUUGGAUGAGUUCGGCAGAGCAAAUUCAAAGUCUAGGAUAAGUUUUUUCAAAAAAUCUCUUUCUCCAUGUUCUCUCCUUACCAUAAGUAUAAAUUGUCUGAUUGUGGAGGUAGAGAAUGUAAGAAUUGAAAACACCGGAUAGUUGUGAGUUUGUUAGCGUAUUACAAUAACCAUUCUCGUUGCAAAUGUUUUUAGCAGAGUUCAGAAAAAAUCGUCCGAUGUGCUCAAAGAUCAUUUUAGAAUAUUUAUCUGGGGUCUGAGUGAGCAACCAGGUGUGAAAGAAAUUAUGGUCCCCUGGGGAUUAUGGUCCCCUUUCUAAACGGCCCUUAUUGGCCCUGAUUGUGUAUAAGAUAAUAAGGGAAAGGGUUGUAUUUAGGUCACCAUAUAAAUCAAUAGAGAGUAGGACCAAAAUUUGAUAGGACCACCUACCCUUUUACACCUGUGUAAAAGAAAUUAUGGUCCAACAGGGAUUAUGGUCCCCCCUUUUAAAAGCAUACGUCUUCAUUUCAUUUGGUGAAAGGAUGGCAAAGUUGAUGAAGCAGGGAUAAACGCACAAUGUCUUAUUUGAACUGAAUUUCAUACAACUAAGAUUUACCAACAAGAGUCCAGUCUCGUAAUUUUGAUAA
Owenia fusiformis is the source of this 3509-nucleotide messenger RNA. The record is from the annotation of a GenBank genome assembly. NCBI's taxonomy places the organism in Eukaryota, Metazoa, Annelida, Polychaeta, Sabellida, Oweniidae.